Messenger RNA from Saccostrea cuccullata (small rock oyster), 546 nucleotides. RefSeq lists its product as uncharacterized. The record is from RefSeq and is a predicted model, not a curated record. The transcript has 3 exons. Bases 175 to 546 code for a protein of 123 amino acids. NCBI's taxonomy places the organism in Eukaryota, Metazoa, Mollusca, Bivalvia, Ostreida, Ostreidae.
AAUUUUUACUCAACAUUUAAGUGACCUUUUUGGGUUAAAGUAUUGACUUACUUAGUAUUUUAUUGGUUAAAUUUUAAUCUUCCCUGUUUAUGCCUAUAUAUAAAGUUGUGAAUAUAUUCAAAAACACUUUCUUCCAGUAACGUUUUUGUUAAGACAGCAACAAGAAAGUUAAACAUGGCAAUGGUGUGGGCAGCGCUCCUUAUGUCCGGCAUCGUAUGUACAAAUUCUCAGUACAUUUACUCGGAAGAAAACAAUUGCUGUGCCAGUAAUGCAGAGACAAUGGUGCAAAUUCGAGGACUAUUGAUCCAACAAAUGAGAAUACAAGAAUCUGUAGAUUCCCUCAGGCAGAUGGUUAAGAGACUCGAGGGAGAUGUUACCAAGACCCAUGAAGAUGUUCAAAUCGUCAAAAGAGAGUAUUUAAUACCUGGUCCUUGUUCCACUUCUGAUUCCUGUCCAGAUGGCGCUGCGUGUAAGGAAGGCGUCUGCUCCUGUAAUGAAAGAUACCUAAACUACAAAGACGUUUGCCGCAAAGGUGUUGUAAAUUAA